Molecule: messenger RNA, 567 nt
Organism: Protopolystoma xenopodis
Lineage: Eukaryota; Metazoa; Platyhelminthes; Monogenea; Polystomatidea; Polystomatidae
Source: the annotation of a GenBank genome assembly
CUCCAAACCGUCAACAUAACUCUUCGUAUCUUGUUUAGGCCUCAGCCGGACUUACUCCCCCGAAUUUAUUCCAAUCUUGGUGUUGACUUUGAUGAGCGAGUUCUCCCUUCUAUCACAACUGAGGUUCUUAAAGCAGUUGUGGCUCAAUUCGAUGCCAGUGAACUGAUAACCCAACGUGAGCUUGUGAGUCAGCGAGUCAAUGAAUAUUUGACUGAGCGGGCGUCUUCAUUUGGAAUUCUUCUAGAUGACAUCUCUUUAACUCACUUGUCCUUUGGAAAAGAAUUCUCAGAUGCCGUUGAGGCUAAACAGGUUGCGCAGCAAGAAGCGGAGCGUGCACGCUUUCUCGUUGAGAAGGCUGAACAGCAAAAACUCGCCUCCAUAAUCUCAGCCGAAGGCGAUUCGGAAGCUGCUAUUCUCAUUUCUAAGGCCCUCGGUUCCUCUGGAGAAGGUAUAAUCGAACUUAGAAGGAUAGAAGGUGCUGAGGAAAUUGCCUACCAUUUAUCAAAAAGCAGAAACAUUACUUACCUCCCCGACAAAAUAAACGCGUUUAUUACUUUACCUCAAUAG